Anarrhichthys ocellatus (wolf-eel) is the source of this 2625-nucleotide messenger RNA. RefSeq names its product laminin subunit gamma-1-like. NCBI's taxonomy places the organism in Eukaryota, Metazoa, Chordata, Actinopteri, Perciformes, Anarhichadidae. The record is from RefSeq and is a predicted model, not a curated record. The transcript is spliced from 4 exons. Bases 139 to 774 code for a protein of 211 amino acids.
UCUCUCUGUCUGUCUUCAGUUACUGAUCUAACUUUCUCUUUAAUUCUUCUUCCUUUAGACUUUGAUAAGAGAGUAAACGACAACAAGACGGCGGCUGAAGAAGCCCUGAAGAAGAUCCCCUCCAUCAACGCCACCAUCAUGGCCGCCAACCAGAAGACCAAGCAGGCGGAGGCGGCGCUCGGCAACGCGGCCGCUGACGCCCGGGAGGCCAAGAGCAAGGCGGAGGAGGCUGAGAGGAUCGCCGGCAAUGUGCAGAAGGGCUCAGCCAAGACCAAGGAGGACGCGGAGAAGGCCUUCCAGGACACCAACAAGCUGGACAACGAUGUCGGCGACAUGAUGGACCAGCUGGACGCCGCCGAGCAGGAGCUGGCCAGGAAGAAGGCCGAGGCCGACCAGGACAUGAUGAUGGCGGGGAUGGCGUCGGAUAACGCGAAGGAGGCGGAAGACAACGCCCGCAAGGCCAAGAGCGCCGUGAAGACGGUGCUGAGCACCAUCACUAUCCUGCUGGAUCAGCUGGGAAACAUCGACAAGGUGGACCUGAGCAAGCUGAACCAGAUCGACGAGUCCCUGAAGAGGGCCAAGGGCAAGAUGGGCGACAGCGAUCUGGACCGGAAGCUGACGGAGCUGAACGACGUGGCGCGGAGCCAAGAGGACAUGAUCAACGACUACGACCGGCAGAUCCGCGAGAUCCGCGCCGACAUCGCCAACCUCAACGACAUCAAGAGCACGUUACCCGACGGCUGCUUCAACACGCCGUCUCUGGAGCGGCCUUAAGCUCCGCCCCCUCCGACUCCAACACUCCCCCUCACCUCUAACACUCUGGCAAACACGCCAACUUUUUACCAAAACAGUUUUUAAAUAUAUAUAUUUCUUGUCCUCAGAUUCUUGUCUUUGAAGCCACGUUCACGUUUUAUUUUGAUUUUAUUUGUGUUAUCAAAAGAAAAGCAGCUGUUUUGGGAGACGCAGUGACGUGGUCACGGUAGAAUGAACUCAGAGAGCUAGAAGAGCCUCCAGAACCACAAACCCGUCUGUUUCACAAACAGGAAGUGUCCGCUUGUAUUACCCAUCAUGCCCCGGGGGACACGCCGGCUGAAUGUACGGCUACACUCUGUUUUUAAAAUGUUUAAAUCAAUCGUGUUUUCAGAAACCACACAGUGAAGGAAUCCUCUCUUCUGUUUUCCUCCCGAAGCUUCGAGACUAAAAACACCAGCAGAUGAAAAACAAGUAUUUCACUUCAGUUCAUCAGUACUUUCACCUCCAAUGGGUCGUGUUGUUGAGUAGAGCCACGCCCACUCCGCUGGUGUAUACGAAGCCUCUGAAGUCCAGAAAACAUGUUGUUUUUAAAUCUUGUUCCCAAAAGACGCGUCUAGUUCCCUCAAGAUUACACCGUCUGAGGGAAUUAGACCGUAUGUUUGCAGGUGGAGGAUUCUAACUCGUAUGAACAAGACGUGGAUGUUCUUUGGAACUAGACUAAUAGAAUAUCUGGUUCCCGACACACAAGUUAUCGUCUUGCUCCCACGAGAUUUGGAUCUUGGUUUGAAGUUUGAAGUUAUUAUCGUCUACGCACAAAAUAUUGACUUGUGUGCAAGAUUUGGAUCUUUUGGGAACAAAAUAAAAACGUGUACACACAAGAUGAAUUCAUAUUUUAUUCCCACAAAUGCAGGAUAUUAUCUUAAAUGCACAAUAUAUUAAACUUGUGUGAAUAUUUGCAUCUUCUGGGAAUGAAAUAUGAACUUGUGCAAGAUAUUCAGAUGUUGUGCCAGCUUUGUUUCUGCUCAGAGACCAUCGUGUGUUUUAUCACGUCUCUCCAGAUACAAGCGACAUGUUUCAGGACGUCGGCGGCUCUGCGGACGCGUCUUUAAAUCAUGUCUCGUGUACGCGUGUUCUAUUUCUAUCUCUUGUCCCACAAGUUGCUGCUUACCGCUGGUGUUUCUUACCGCUCACACACAUUAAUAUCUUCUUCCAGGCUAAAUCCAACACUAUGCAACUCUGUACAUUUUGCGUAGCGAGAGUUUUUAUCUGAUACACUGGUGCUAAUAAUUAUUUUUAAAAUGCUAUAUUUGUGUGUGUGAAUGUUUUUUUAUCAUGACAUAGAGAGAGGAUUGUGUUAAUGUGUAAAUAUAUAUGCUCAGAUGAUUCAGGACUUAAUACGAGUCCAACGUGUCAAACAGCCGCGUUGAGCUCCGUCACAGUCAAACCAACCGACGCCUCCAGCUAACGAAUAUAUUCUAUAAGUAUCUGUUAUUAUUCUAAUACGCCUGCUCGUAUACGAGGCUCAGUGUUCAUACUUCACUCCUGUUUUAUUGAUUCUCGGUGAGUUCCUUCAACCUUCAAGUUGUGUGUUUGAGCUUUUUGAGCCACCGGGACGUCCCGAGUCAUCGUACCGACUGCUACUCGCUCGGUCACCGUAGUUAUAAUCAGUGUUUUUGUGUCAGUCGGGUUGUACUCACGGUCACGUGUUCCACUAAACCUUCCUCGUGGUUUUCGCUCCCUCGUGUCGGUACUGAAGCAGGUUUUAUUUUUUGUAAAUCAGGUCCUGAACAAAACACAAAACAUCAGAUUGUCCUCCGUGAUAUUCUCCAGAUUAACAAUCUGUUACCAGGACAACCGGACUCUUUGCUCACU